Neurospora crassa OR74A is the source of this 971-nucleotide messenger RNA. RefSeq names its product NADH:ubiquinone oxidoreductase 11.5kD subunit (gene nuo11.5). The record is from RefSeq and is a predicted model, not a curated record. The transcript is spliced from 3 exons. Bases 184 to 501 code for a protein of 105 amino acids. NCBI's taxonomy places the organism in Eukaryota, Fungi, Ascomycota, Sordariomycetes, Sordariales, Sordariaceae. Gene Ontology annotation, biological process: mitochondrial respiratory chain complex I assembly.
CGCAUUCGACCGAGCAGUUCAACCUCACGUCGCCGUUGUCGCCGUCGUCGAGGAGACCCGCGAAGAGACCCGCAUCACGACCGAAGCUCAUCCACUUCCAACGCGAGUCACGACUCAGGUCCUUCCCCGCAAUUUACAACCCGCCGAGCCGACACCCAUCGCAGCGCAUACACACAGCCCGCCAUGUCGUCCGGCUAUGGCAUGAACGGGGGUCCAUCCCGGUGCUUUCCCUUUUGGCAAGAAGUGCUCGCCUGCUACGUGGUCAACAGCAACGAGGAGGACGCGUCGGGCAGAAAGAAGUGCUCGCCGAUGCUGGAGGAUUACUACGAGUGCUUGCACCACAAGAAGGAGGCCGCCAGAGUCCAAGCCCUCCAAGCUGCCUAUCGUAAAGCCGAAGCAGAAGGCGGAUACAAGGCCAACCCACCGACGGCCGGACAGAUACGGAACUUGGGAAUCUUGGGUAAGGAGGAGGAUUCCAGGGCGGUGUUGGGGUCGAAAUAAGGGCAUGGCACUGCAAUGUUGAUGAUGAUACGCACAUACUGCUAGGGAUACGGCACUAGAACUAUUACAACAGCACGGCACCGCACGAGCGAGCCGGAGGGAAAACAGAACCAAUUUUUUGACGCCUCUCGAUAUACGGAGUCCUGAAUGUUACCAAUGCUGGAAGAUUGGGAGAACGAGGCAACGAUAUUAAAUGCGGGCUUGCUAAUGUCAGACCUUAGUACUCAAAUAUUGCUGGAACAUCAGCCUACUACCACAAUCAUUGCGCUUGCUUAUGUAUAAUUACCUUGUAUACCAAUCAGCUCCCACGCUAUGCGGCUGAAAUGCGAGCCUCUGAAAAAGUACCGAUGGAAAGAGAACAAGUGUGGGAUAUAGAUAGAGGUAAUGCGCAACCUACAACUUCUUUCUCAACCUUGACUUGCUUGAAAUGAUGAAUGACAAAGCCCAGAUAGCUUCGUAAUCAGGCGAGG